Molecule: messenger RNA, 826 nt
Organism: Loxodonta africana (African savanna elephant)
Lineage: Eukaryota; Metazoa; Chordata; Mammalia; Proboscidea; Elephantidae
Product: putative N-acetyltransferase 8B
Exons: 1
Coding region: 140-826 (228 amino acids)
Molecular function (GO): N-acetyltransferase activity
Source: RefSeq, a predicted model, not a curated record
UCAGGGCCUCCCUGGUCCUGGGAGGCUGGGAGCCAUUGGUGAGAGUGAUGAGGGGUACUCACAUGGUUUACUCUCUCUUCUCCAGGGCUGCCUAGCUCUCUUUCAUGGACUUAGAGAUUUCAGACACAGAGGCCUGCCCAUGGCUCCUUACCACAUCCGCAAAUACCAGGACAGUGACUGCAAAGAGGUGGUGGAAUUGUUCUCCAAGGAACUGACUGAGCAGGUCCCCACCACAUUCUGCCACCUGCUGAGGCUGCCCCAAACCCUAGCGCUCUUACUCGGGGGGCCCCUCGCCCUAUUCCUGAUCUCUGGCUCCUGGCUCCUGGCCCUCAUGGCCAGCCUUGCCCUUCUCACUGCCCUGAGGUUCCUUGCCAAGUAUCCUUGGACUGAACGUGAAGUCACAGCUUUGAACACAGACAUGUCCGACAUUACCAAAACCUACCUCAGUGAGCAGGGUUCCUACUUCUGGGUGGCUGAGUUUGAGGAGAAAGUGGUGGGUAUGGUGGGAUGUCUGCCAGCUGAGGAUUCAACCAUGGGGAGAAAGCCGUUGGAGCUUGUACACCUGUCUGUGGCCGUGGAGCUCCGUGGUCAGGGGAUGGGGAAAGCCCUGGUCAGGAUGGUCCUCCAGUUUGCCCGGGACCAGAGCUACAGUGAGGUCAUUCUGUCUACCACUGCACUACAGUACUCCGCCAUUGGCCUUUAUCAAAGCCUCGGUGUCCAGAAGAUGCACGAGUUUUUCUUUUCAAUGAGCUUUAGGAUAGUCGCUGUUCCUGUGAUUCUUUUCAUCUUCCGCCUUCCUUCUCCUCAGGUUUGUCAAGCAUCAUAG